GCAAACAGCUGUGAAGUGAAAGGCCUGUAGCACACGCUUUGAAUACAGCGAAAGAGAUGACCAAAUUAAAAGCCAUAGUAAAUCGAGUGUAUGUAAUUCAUUCUCUUCCCUUUUGUCCAGUUAGUGUUGCUAAGAGAGACAUCGCCUAUCCCGUGUAAUAAAAUUUCUGACGGAGAGCACGUGAGCAGUUGCCAAGGACUCCCUACUCGUUUCCAGGAAGCGGUACUUGGUUUAAUAACAUUAACUGGAGGAGUCAAGAUGGAGGAACAUUUCGAUCUUGGAGACAACAGCAUCGUCAGAAGAUCAACUGCCAAGACAGGACGCAGGGCCCAUCGGCCACAUGAUGCUUUGCAGGAGGAAUCGCAAACUGCUGGAAGAAAUUCUGGAGACUCAUCUGUAGAGGUGCAGCAAGCAAAACCAACACGUCGACAGGGUGGCUGGGCAGAUGACGCUUCUAGCUUAAUCAAGUCAUCACAGAGGGUCACAGAAGAGGUUGAAGAUCAUCGCCUGAAACAGCAAAGCAUUGAAGGUUCAGAUGAUGAUGGAGAUAUCCCAGUGAUUCCUGACCUUGAGGAAGUACAGGAGGAAGGCCUGACCAUGCAAGUUGCUGCUCCACCCAGUGUCCAGGUAAACAGAGUGUUGACAUUUCGAGAUCUGGAUAAUGAUCUCAUGAAGCAUGCAGCUUUCCAGACACUGGAUGGUGAAAUUGAUCUGAAACUUCUUACAAAAGUCCUGUCUCCUGAACAAGAAGUCCGUGAGGAGGACGUAAGCUGGGAUUGGAACCAUUUAUUCACAGAUGUGUCAUCAGAACUUCUGACAGAAUGGGAUAUAGGACAAGGAGAAAAAGAAGAUUCCCAAAAGCUGUCUGGAUAUUCCUGAAUUUCAUCCCCGCAAAAAAUGUACAGUUCCCAUGUACCAUGCACACACCUGUUAUACUAAGUACAGAGUUGCUCAGUGACAUGACUUUAUAUACUCUGCUUUUCCUGUAAUUGUAUAGAUAUCUUUUUUCCAUGUUGCACUUUUGUUUAAUGUCAUUCAUACUGAACAAUAUACUGGACAUUGUAUGCACAGGUAUUUCUAGAUUAAUCUGUGCAAUAUAUGUAUAUGAGUAGCAGGGGUAUUGGGGUGGAAGGGUGACUUACCCUCCUGCAUAAAAAUCAUUUUGGAUUUUU
Protopterus annectens (West African lungfish) is the source of this 1172-nucleotide messenger RNA. RefSeq names its product intraflagellar transport 43 (gene IFT43). NCBI's taxonomy places the organism in Eukaryota, Metazoa, Chordata, Ceratodontiformes, Protopteridae. The transcript has 10 exons. Gene Ontology annotation, biological process: intraciliary retrograde transport. The coding region runs from base 259 to 879 and encodes 206 amino acids. Gene Ontology annotation, cellular component: cilium; intraciliary transport particle A. The record is from RefSeq and is a predicted model, not a curated record.